Messenger RNA from Zea mays, 1383 nucleotides. Its product is annotated as adenosine 5'-phosphosulfate reductase-like 5. The transcript has 4 exons. Bases 218 to 1021 code for a protein of 267 amino acids. NCBI's taxonomy places the organism in Eukaryota, Viridiplantae, Streptophyta, Magnoliopsida, Poales, Poaceae. The record is from RefSeq and is marked provisional.
UUUUUCUCGAGCGGUGCCACACGGCCACAUUGCCACAAGCCCACAACCAGACGGGGAGAGAGCGAAAAACGGGGCGACCGAGCUAGCUCGCCGUCGUUUCCGGCUCCCCUCCCUCCUCCCAUACCGUUGCCCUACCCCCACUACCGCGCCCCGCGGCCCCGCCGGGUCCUCCUCCCUCCGCUCGCUCGGAACCAGAGGCCUCGCGACGUCUCGCGCCAUGCGGGCUCGCGAUCUGCUAGGGUUUCCUCCGGCGGGCGCGGCCAUGUCGUCGGCGGCGGCGCUCCUCCUCCUCCCCCUCCUCACCGUUGCUGGCCAGGGGCCGGUCUGCCAGAGGCCGCCCGUCGCCGCCGUCAUCCUGCAGCAGGCGUCCACCUGUCGAGCGGUGGACGCCCCAGGGCUCCGGGGUCACCGCGCCGGCUUCGUGGAGGGGGAUGAUGGGGCCCUGCAAAAGGCAGUAGCACUUGUGCUGCAGAACAGGGAGGAUUUUGUCGCUAUUCUUUUUUAUGCUUCGUGGUGCCCUUUUUCUAAAAUUUUCAGGACAGAUUUUCAAAAACUGUCAUCCUUUUUCCCAACAAUUGCUCAUUUUUCUUUUGAAGAAUCUAAUAUCAAACCAAGAGUAUUGUCAAGGUAUGGAGUUCGUGCAUUCCCGACGAUUUUCCUUCUGAACUCUACAGUGCGUGUGCGUUAUCAUGGAUCUCGGGCCAUGAAUUCCGUUGCUAUGUUCUAUAAAGAUGUUACAGGCCUGAAUCCUGUGUCAUUGGACGCUACAUGCCUGGAGAGAAUGGAGGAUUCAGUUACUAUAGUUGAUCAUGGCAAAAAGGCUGAAAAGGAUGAUUCUCUGUUAUCGUGGGCAAGGUCACCAGACCGAUUACUUCAUCAAGAUACAUGUCUUGCAUUGGCUAGCUCCUUUGUCCUCUUGAGGUUGCUUCAUUUCCUUCUUCCUAAGCUUAAUGCAUGUAUGAAGCAAGCCUGGAGGAUGCGACUGUAUGAAUUGAAUAGGUUGUUUCCUAGCUUGUCUUGAGGAAGGCAAUAUGGAACUAGAAAACUUGAACUGACUCUCGAAUAAGGCAGCAUACUUAUAAGAAGUGAUGCAGACAACAAACCGGAUCACUAGGAAGCCAGUGUCAAGUUAAUCCACAUUGGUGAUUCAGUUUGAGUAGUGAAAAUAUACCGCUACCAACUCUCAAUAUCCUGAAGUUCAGGAGGUCUCAUCAAUGGAUGCACUGUAUUACAUCCAUGUCGAACUCAUUCUGUGUCAACUAUGUUUGGUCUUUCCUUGGGAGAUAUCUUGAUGCAAGCAUAAGUGACAUUCAUGGAAAUGCUGACUUAAUAGUAAGUCAUCUGUACCACUGUACCAUUAGCCAUCUCAGUCUGAGUUCAGAU